CACAAACUAGUCUCUAGUACCAUGCAUAAGUAUUUACCCUACACUGAAUAGGAAUAAAACCUGAUGGGGCGUGCUAGCAUGAAGCGACGCUGCUGUUACCACCCCAAAGUUGAUCAUUUUCCUUAAGUGUUUUAUGCCUUUUAUUUUUAGAAACACCCUAGCAAUCACCUGGAAUACCAUAGCAACCACCUAACACCACUCUAUCAACUACCUGGAAUACCAUAGCAACUGCCUAAAAACACCCUAGCAACCAUAUGGUAUAGCAUAACAGCCACCUAGCAACAGCUUGGCAGCCAUAUUAAAUACCAUAGCAACCAUCUAGCAAAACCCUAAUAACUACCUGGGAUACCAUAGCAGCCACCUAGCACCCAAAUAAAAUACCAUAGCAACCACCUGGAUUAACCUAGCAACCACCUAUUAACAGCCUAGAAAUGACCUGGGAUAGCAUAGCAACCACCUGUCAACAUCCUAGCAUCCACCUGGAGUAACAUAGCAACCACCUAGCAGCACCCAACCAACCACUUAUCAACACCCCGGCUACCACCUGGCAACACUACAGCAACCACUUAGCAACACCCUAGCUACCACCUGGCAACACUACAGCAACCACUUAUCAACACCCCGGCUACCACCUGGCAACACUACAGCAACCACUUAGCAACACCCUAGCUACCACCUGGCAACACUACAGCAACCACUUAUCAACACCCCGGCUACCACCUGGCAACACUAUACCAACCACUUAUCAACACCCCGGCUACCACCUGGCAACACUACAGCAACCACUUAGCAACACCCUAGCUACCACCUGGCAACACUACAGCAACCACUUAUCAACACCCCGGCUACCACCAGGCAACACUACAGCAACCACUUAGCAACACCACAGCAAUUGCUUGGAAUAGCAUAGCAAACUCCUAGCAAAUGCCUAGCAAGCACCUGGCAUAACACAAGCCCUUAAACGAACUACAUGUAUAACAUUUUAACCUUUAAAUAUUACAAUAUUUUAUUUUAAGCUUUAAAAUUUAACUGUUUAACAUUUUAAAUGUUAAACCCUCUGUGUAAACUCUAGAGACUGUUGUGUAUGACAUUCCCAGGAGGUCAGCAGUUUCUGAAAUACUCAAACCAACAAACUUUUCCUUUAACACUGCUGUAUGGGAAUGCAACAGAUUAAAAGUGUGUUUGAUGUAAAAGUAAGAUAAGUGAUUUGCUGCCAUCUCCUUCCAGCAAGAGAGGAAUCCCACUACAGCCAUCUGAGCCUUAGACCACCUCAAACUUGAAUGGCUAUAGCUUCCGAUACCAAAGAGUGGUCUGCACACUGACAUCGUUCAUACAAUGAAGCCUAUAUACUUGAUAUACCUGCUCUUCGAAACUGUGAGCUUGUGACAGAUGUGUAGAUCUGGGUGCUCCUCCUGCUCUACUACCUGGGACAACAUGGCUCCCAGCCCUUUGUCUGAUGCAUCUGUCUUUAAAACAAAAGGAAGCAAGAAGUCAACAGAAUGUAACAGUGGGCUGUUGUGCAGUGUACAUUCAGAAUGAAAGUGACACACACCUAACCGAUCAGUUUGUCAACGCGUGGCACUAAAUACGUGUGGACAGAUGGAAAAUAGGUGCACUGUGUUUGAGGGAAGUUGUCAAGCAUUUGUCAAUUUUGUGAUCAUUCAAUUUCAUACAGUAUAUGAGCUCUUCACAGCAUUACUGGCCACAGGAUUCACCAGCUGAUAUUUGUCACCAACUGCCAUGAAUGGCCAGCCAACAGACACGGGCCAUGAGAUGUUUUAGUGUUUUAUAAUGUUCUAAAUGCCCAGCCAUAGGAUUAUGGUGAGCUGCAUGGAAAACCAUUUCCCUGCAGGACUUUGAAACCAGCAACUGGGUGUUUUCUUCCUUGGUUUGAGAGGCCAGCAUCAUGUGAUAAAGGCUAUCAUUAAUAAUAGAGAAAUACACACAGGAUACUGCGACCCCUGGCUAUACUAAUUGACCAUCAAUUACUCUCAUUUGUUCGAAGGUGUGCCUCAGAGUAUCACCUUGUGACUGCUCCAGAAGGAAAUGCCUCGGGUGAAUCCCAAGGGGAGGGGGUCUCACCGAUUGCCUGGUUGUUUCCGGCUCCAUUUCCCUAGUGAGAGCUGUACAUAUCCCACACUGUGUGACCUUAAUGCAGGACCCAUGUCCUAGCUUGGUAGGGGGAGAGCCAGCACAAUAUUUCCACUUCCAUGACUGGACACAGGCAGGCAUGGGAGAGAACAGAGGUAUGUUAUUUAAAGAUGCCUGUCUGUGGUUUUCAGCCCAGCAACAUUCGCAAUGGAAAUAUUUCAACUUCAAAAUACAUGCUGCACCACGGGUUCUCUCUGCUCGGCUGUCACACCUCACUAGUGUAUGCUCAUUCAUGAAAUUACCCAUUCCUUCUCGAAGACUCUGCUCUCCAUUUAAAAGGGAUGCUUGGCCACAUCCCCACCACUAUACUUCUCCUUUAAAUCCUGCACUCACACCCAGUUGUUAAGGCUCCACCUUCUUUCUCUGUCACUGUAACUCACAGAACCAGAAAGAGUAUUUCAGAGAAUACAAAACUCUAAGUGCCAUCCUCUCUCUUUCUCUCUCAGUGUGUGAGUUCAGGAAAAUGGCCGAGGCCAGUAUUUCUGUAGAUCAGGAUCAGUUCAGCUGUCCAGUCUGUCUGGAUCUACUGAAGGAUCCAGUGACUAUCCCCUGUGGUCACAGUUUCUGUAAGGUGUGUAUUAAUGACUGUUGGGAUCAGGAAGAUAAGAGCGGAGUUUAUAGCUGUCCUCAGUGCAGAGACACUUUCACUCCAAGGCCUGUUCUACGCAGAAACAACAUGCUGGCUGAAGUGGUGGAGAAACUGAAGAAGAAGACUGAAGUCCAAGCUGCUUCUCCUGCUCACUGUUACGCUGGAUCUGGAGAUGUGGAGUGUGAUUUCUGCAAAGGUAGAAAAUACAAAGCUGUCAAGUCCUGUCUGAUGUGUCUGGCCUCCUUUUGUGAAACUCAUUUGAAACCUCACUAUGAAGUUCCUGCUUUGAAAAAACACACAUUAAUCGAAGCUUCUGGAAAUCUGCAAGAGAAGAUCUGCUCUGAGCAUGAUAAAGUGCUGGAGAUCUACUGUUCUACUGAUCAAAGCUUCAUCUGUCUUUGGUGUACAAUGGAUAAACACAAAGAUCAUGAAACUGUCCCCGUUGCAUCAAAAAGAACUGAAAAACAGAGUGAGCUAAAGGAGGAGCAGAUGAAAUCCCAGCAGAGAAUCCAGGAGAAACAGAAGAAGGUGCAGGAGCUGAAACAGGCUGUGAACACUAUAAAGCUGAGUGCACAGACAGCAGUGGAGGACAGUGAGAGGAUCUUUAAUGAGCUGAUCAGCUCCAUGGAGAAAAAGCGCUCGGAGGUGACGGAGCUGAUCAGAGCUCAGGAGAAGACUGAAGUGAGUCGAGCUGAACGACUCCUGGAGCAACUGGAGCAGGAGAUUGCUGAUCUUCAGAGGAGAGUCACUGAGCUGGAGCAGCUUUCACACACACACGAUCACAUCCAUUUCCUCCAGAGUUUCCAGUCUCUCUGUGUCUCUUCUGGACGUGAGGACUCACCCAGCAUCACUGUCAAUCAACAUCUCUCAUUUGAUGGAGUGAGGAAAUCUCUCUCUGAUCUGAAAAAGAGACUGGAGGAAUUCUGCCAGGAGGAAUUCAUCAAAAUCCCUAAACAUGAUGAGAGAAAUUGUCCUGCUGGGAAAUCUUUACUUUCUCUGCAGCACGCUGCAGCAGUUCAGAUGAUUUUACCCUCAGAACCAAAGAGCAGAGAAGAUUUUCUACACUAUUUCUGUGAUCUGACUCUGGAUCCCAACACAGUAAAUUAUAAUCUCAUUCUGUCUGAGAAGAACAGAGUGGUGACAUACAGUGAGAUCAAGCAGCCGUACUCUGAUCAUCCAGAGAGAUUUGACUCUCGGUGGCAGGUGUUGUGUAAGGAGAGUGUGUGUGGAUGCUGUUACUGGGAGGUGGAGUGGAGCAGUAAGGGUUAUGUGUUCAUAUCAGUCUCAUAUAAAGACAUCAGCAGAAAAGGAGGUUAUGAGAGUGUGUUUGGAGGCAACAGUCAGUCCUGGAGCCUUCAGUGUUCUUCUUCUUCUCACUCUAUCUGGCACAACAACAUUCAGACUGCACUCAGAGUUAUAACAUCCUCCAGAAUAGGAGUGUAUGUGGAUCACAGUGCAGGAACUCUGUCCUUCUACAGCGUCUCUGACACGAUGAAGCUCCUCCACAGAGUCCACACCACAUUCACUCAGCCUCUAUACGCUGGAUUCUGGCUCGAUUUGAGAUCAACUGUGAGAUUAUGUGAUCUGAAAUAAAUUAUUUAUGUUCAAGCUUGAACAAAAAAGGAUCACUUGUUUGAUAUUUUCUAAUUUUCACUAAUACAUCUUUUUCUGUCUAUUAGGAGAUUUUACUGUAAUAAAUAUGACAUUUAUAAAUUACUCCAUAUCAGAUAAUUAUUUUGUUUGUGAAUACUGUAUAUGUAUUAGAAAACUGAUUUUUUAAAUUUGAAAAUUCCAUCUUUGCAAUGAUUAUUAUUCAUACAUAAUUCAUUCAUUACCAAUCUAUUGCCAAGAGAUUCAAAAUUAGUUAUAUCACUCUUACAAAUGUAUGAUGUCAUAUCAGAGGAAAAAAAAAUAGAUAAAAGUAAUGUGUUCUGUCUUUAUCUUUCUACUGGCUGUUUCGGUUAUAGUGAUGCAUCAUCAUUAGCUUCACUGCAUUUAGUCUAGCAUAUGCAUGAAAACAAUUAUGUGUAUAAGUUUAAAAUAUUAAGUUCUUUAAGUUUAGGCUUCUCCUACAGCAAACUCUGGUACACAUUUCACUUUUAUUAAUUUUCUUUAAGUCUCAAUAAAAUGUUC
Pangasianodon hypophthalmus (striped catfish) is the source of this 4873-nucleotide messenger RNA. Its product is annotated as tripartite motif-containing protein 16-like. The record is from RefSeq and is a predicted model, not a curated record. NCBI's taxonomy places the organism in Eukaryota, Metazoa, Chordata, Actinopteri, Siluriformes, Pangasiidae. The transcript is spliced from 6 exons. Bases 2615 to 4333 code for a protein of 572 amino acids. Gene Ontology annotation, molecular function: zinc ion binding; protein binding.